CAGGAAGUGUUUACGGUACGCGCUGUAACUGAAUGUGGGAGUUUCGCCGCUCGAUUCACUCCAAUACACAUAGUGUGGGGUUUCUUUUUUUAGUUACUCUACACGUGAAAGGGGUUGACUUGUUCGUUAGAGAAAAACAAAGCGGAAGUGGCAAAAGUAGACAGUGGCAAGUAUGCAGACAGAGAAGGAGGACGAGGAUGAUGUCGAUUUGUCCAGUGAGGAGUACGUUGCCCGGUCCGAUUUCACUGCAAGUGGCACCGAUCAGCUUAGUUUCAGCAAAGGGGACAGACUGCUCGUGCACGCCAAGCCUUCCCCUGAGUGGUGGUGGGCAGAGCUGCAGGGGGUCAUAGGUUAUGUCCCUGCCAGCUACCUACGCCAGGAUGAUGCGGGGGGCGAGGAGGAGGAGGAGGAGGAUGUCUCAUUAGAAGAUCCGUGGCAAGAUGAAGAAUACUUCGGCAGUUAUGGGACACUGAGGCUUCACCUGGAAAUGCUGUCAGACAAGAGCCGCACUGAGACAUACCGGCAGGUGAUUCUCAGCAACAGUGGUUCCCUGAGCAACAAGGUGGUGAUGGACCUUGGCUGUGGGACCGGUAUCAUCAGCCUGUUCUGCGCUCAGCUGGCAAGCCCCUCAGUGGUGUAUGACGUGGAGGCGAGCUCCAUGGCAGAGUAUACCAGACAGCUGUUGAAGCAGAACGGCUGUGAGGAGGUGGUCACAGUGCUCCAGGGGCGCGAGGAGAUCGAGCUGCCUGAGCAGGUGGACAUCCUGGUUUCUGAGUGGAUGGGUAACUGCCUCCUGUUUGAGUUCAUGGUGGAAUCAGUUCUGCUGGCCAGGGACGCGCUCAGAGAUUGGUGGGGACGAUUGUGGCCCUUCCUCUGCGGCCCUCACCUUGUGCCAUGUCAGGCCGACAGUGAUUAUGCAGAGAAAAUGGCCUUCUGGGAGCGGCCCUAUGGCCUCGACUUCACUCCUCUUCAGCCUUUAGCACAGCAGGAGUUCUACCAGCCCAAGUUCAGUCACCUCAUUGAACCACGUGACUGCCUCGCUGCUCCCUGUGAUGUCAUCUGCCUCGACAUGUACACUUUGCAAGUGAGAGACCUCGAGGAAAUGAAGGGUCAGUUUCACUUUUGCGUGGAGAAGUCUGCAGUUUUCCAUGGAUUCACCGCCUGGUUCACAGUUUACUUUGAUAGUCUGGAGGCAGGAGGUGCAACAGUGGACCUAAACACCGGCCCUAACUCUGAGCCAACACACUGGAAGCAGACUUUGUUCAUGCUAGACAGGCCGGUCACUGUAUGCACAGGAGAUUCCAUCAGUGGAACCAUUGUUCUCCACAGAAACCCUGUUUGGAGACGCCACAUGACCGUUACCCUACACUGGAACAUUAAUGGCAGCACAGACGAUCCAGACAACAGCCAGGGUGGAACAAAGAGUUUCCCCAUGUGGAGGUGACACGUACAUUUUCCCAUCACCAUUCGAGAUCUAUAGAAAAAUAACAUUAAACUGUUCAGCUUUGAGAAUGCUCCUGAACUUAAGUGUUGCUCACAUGUUACAAUGAAUGUGCCAGUUAGAGGAAUGCCAUCCGGAUAGACAGCUAUCAUAGCGAUGAGCCUGAUGGCUGCAGUCAGGUGUCACAGCCUUAAGAGCAUGAUGACUGCUCGAUGGUGUUAGUUGGAAAAGCUGGUUUAUGUAACAUGUAAGGUAUGUAAGAUGUUGCUGUGUUGAGGCGCAACAAAAGAAGAGGUUGAAGACAUUACACUAUAUAUGUAUUUUUUUUAUUUUUCUUCAG
This is a messenger RNA of Archocentrus centrarchus (flier cichlid), 1781 nucleotides long. RefSeq names its product protein arginine methyltransferase 2 (gene prmt2). NCBI's taxonomy places the organism in Eukaryota, Metazoa, Chordata, Actinopteri, Cichliformes, Cichlidae. The record is from RefSeq and is a predicted model, not a curated record. Gene Ontology annotation, cellular component: nucleus. Gene Ontology annotation, biological process: chromatin remodeling; peptidyl-arginine methylation, to asymmetrical-dimethyl arginine. Gene Ontology annotation, molecular function: protein binding; protein-arginine N-methyltransferase activity; histone methyltransferase activity.